This is a messenger RNA of Monodelphis domestica (gray short-tailed opossum), 7032 nucleotides long. The record is from RefSeq and is a predicted model, not a curated record. NCBI's taxonomy places the organism in Eukaryota, Metazoa, Chordata, Mammalia, Didelphimorphia, Didelphidae.
UCUGCGUCUGCGCAGGCGCUCCCCGUAGCCAGGACCAGCGCCCGCCUCGCAGCCUGUGUUACGCUAGGCGUUUCAGCUUUCCAGCUGAUCCUGCCUCCUUCGGGUUCGCUCUCCCCUCCCCUCCCCUCCCUCUCCGGGAGCGCGCGGAGGGGGCGGGCGGGGAAGCGACUUGAAGGAGAAGAGGAGGACCGUGUUGGCUCCGCGUGCUCCGCCCGGGACUCAGCGCCCACCUGGCUUACCCUUCCCUCCUCCCAGACCCUUCUCCCGGCCCGGGCUCCAUCAUGAUCAAGGCGAUCCUCAUCUUCAACAACCACGGGAAACCCCGGCUUUCCAAGUUUUACCAGCCCUAUAGUGAAGAUACCCAGCAACAAAUCAUCAGGGAAACUUUCCAUUUGGUGUCUAAACGAGAUGAAAACGUUUGCAACUUCCUAGAAGGAGGCCUGCUAAUAGGUGGAUCUGACAACAAACUGAUUUACAGACAUUAUGCCACAUUGUAUUUUGUCUUCUGUGUGGAUUCGUCAGAAAGUGAACUUGGCAUUUUAGACCUAAUACAAGUAUUUGUGGAAACACUAGACAAGUGUUUUGAAAAUGUCUGUGAACUGGAUUUAAUUUUCCAUGUAGACAAGGUGCACAACAUUCUGGCAGAAAUGGUGAUGGGGGGAAUGGUUUUGGAGACAAACAUGAAUGAGAUUGUGACUCAGAUUGAUGCGCAGAAUAAGCUGGAGAAGUCGGAGACCUUUAUCUUUCAGUCUCCCAGACAGGACAGGUAGACAAGGUAUUGCUGACUUUGAGAACAAUGUGCUUUGAACAAAGGGAAAGCAAAAUGAUGUCGAAGGCCAUCCAUUGUUUAGGCCAGACUCAAAAAUUCUUUCUGUUGAUGACCCCACACCAGUCCCUGUAGCCUCUCUCCAUGCUAGUUCCUUCUCGUAGUUCCCGCCUCCAUUUCUUGGACAGUCUCUUACCAGCACGUCGUUCUUGUCAUGUCCUGUUUUGUUGUCUGCCUGCGUUGUAGACCGAAGCAUUGUCAUUGGGCUGGCCCAUCUGGAGAAUGACAAUCGCGGUUCUGUGUCUGUGGGGGGCAGGGACCCCACUAACUGGCCUGCCCACCAUCUCCAUGGCUCAGCCUCCAAAUCAGGCAUCGCAUUGCUCAUGAAAUAUCUUGCUGCAUUUGGAAGUGGCCAAACCACCAAAGACGACCAGUCUGUCGGGUUCCCACGUGUCGGUCCCGGGGGGGGGGGGCAGAGGGGGUUUAGGGGAGUCCACAGGUGAGUCACAGAGGGUUUUCCGAUCUGAUCGUCACAAAUAAAUGCAUAGUAAAGGUGGCUUACUUGCAAACCCUCCCAAAUGGUAGUUGUUGACGGUGCUGAUCCUGGUUCCCAUUUCUGAAGGACGUUGCCACGUGUGGACGCGCCCUAGUUUGUACUGGCCCGUCCUUUAUACGUGACCAAGAGAAGGAUGGGACCGUCUGGGCCAGACGACUGCUUGCCUGUCAGCCAGUCCUUUAAAAAAUGUGGCUGUUAUGCGAGAUCUUCAGCUCGUUAUUCCCUAUUCCUUGGAGAAAUGUUCACUCUAAUGUGAAUAUACAUCGGUGGAAUAUUAAACACUGACCCGACUGACAGGCUUUGGGCUUCGGGGUUUCUACGCUGCCUCCCAGUCCUGUAACUCAGUUCUUCAGUGGGUAAAUUCAUAUUCAAAAGCCACAAUGUUGAAAAGGUUCACUUUGUUUAAAAACCAUAUUUUCAAAAUCUGCAGAUAUUUUGUUAAUGAUUUGGGGUCUGAAACCAUCUAAUAGACUGGUUGAUACAGCUGGUAUUUUCCAUACUAAUCUUUUAGAUUAAAUGAUGCUACUAUAAUAUCAUAUUACCAGCAUUUCUGUAGAAAGGGGAAGAAAAAGUUUGAAAAUAUAUAAAAUAUUUGCAACUACCAUCUUUAUUAUGCAAUAUUUUCACGGUGGAAGAAAUCUUUCAAGAUGGUAGGAAGAUAUUUUACCACUUACAGAAAAUAUCUAUGUAUCACUCUUCCUUUCCUUUCAAGUAAAUGCUAUUUAUUGCGUAAGGAAAGGGGGGCUUUCAGGAUCUUUGAAAUCUUAGUAAUGCUGCUUUUUGAGUUCUGCUUGCACAUAUUCUGUUUAUUUUUGGGUCUGGCACUUUAAAAACAAAACCAAAACCAAAUCAUACCCAUCCAUUACUAUCUUUGUGAUUCAGGUGCUUGAAAUUUCCAAGAGUAUGUCUGUAUAAGUCUUCUAUCUGUUUGGCCUCAUUUUGAUAUACUUGCAGACUUCAUUUUGUUUUCUUUCUCUUAAUUCUGUUCCUUUAUUUAAUCUCAUGGGAGAGAAAACGUGGUCAUUCUUUUAUAUCCUGUGCAUCAUUCUUUCAUCCAGUUCAUAAUCUUACUGCUUCAAACUCAUCUAUUUAUUUUGGGAAGUGGAGAUGGGAAAGUAUGCCAGCCAUGGCCGUAUUCAACUACAGGAUGGAAACAAGUUAUUUCUCUAGUAGCUUUUCAUUCUCCAUUAGUUUAGUUUUAGGUAAAUUGUAUUUUCUUGAGCCUUUGAACUAACUAGACUCCUAGCAUGUUGUUAGAGGCAAGCCUAAUUUCUGCCAGCUAUUUUAAAUUAUGCACGUCACAUUUGUUUGGUUCUUGUACAUUUUUAUUGUUCUCUAAAAAAGGGCUUGGGGGUAUUUUUUGCUUUUUGUUGUUAAUUGCCCUUAUGCUCCAAGAGUACGUUUUUUUCUCCUAAAGAAAAUCAUCCUGAUGACAAUGAAAUUAUUUUUAAGUGUCCAUUUUAUUUAUUUAUUUAUUUAUUUGGGGUCCCUUAUCUUCUGGCUUGGAAUCAAUACUGGGUAUGGGUUCCAAGGCAGAAGAGUGGUCAGGGCUAGGCAGUGGGGAUUAAGUGACUUGCCCAGGGUCACACAGCUGGGAAGUGUCUGAGGCCAGAUUUGAACCUAGGAUCUCCCAUCAGUAAGCCUCAUUCUCAAUCCACUGAGCUACCCAACUGCCCCUUGUCCAUUUUAUUAAGUUAUAUAAUUGUCUACUUACUAUAUUUCUUUGCCUUUGCUUUGACGAAUUAUUAAUGAGUUCCCAAAGUCCCCUCUAACUCUAGAUCAAUAAAUGAUCUGGUGAUCUAACUUUUUUCUUAUAGUAGGAAACUAAGAAUAUAUUUUAUUUCCUUAUUUCUUGUGCCAUAUGAGUAAUAUUCUUUGAUAAAGUAAAAUUUUAUGAAUCAAUAUUUAUACUUACAUAUGCAUGACGGCUGACAAUUUAUUUAAGAACCUGGCUUAAGACUUCUGGCUGCCUUAGUACAAUUGUUUUUCCCAUAGAAUGUUUUCCACAGUUUUAUUCUUGCCCCCACUUCCCAACUCUCCCAAACAAUAUGCCAGUUCAAUUUAAGGAGAAGUGGGGUUAGUGAUUUCAAUUUGAUUCCUAUAUCCUUUCUGCCAUAUUGAUUUGAUUGUCUAUUACAGAAAUAUUGAACAUACUUGAGAAAUAAUUUGUAUUCUGCUAAUCCAUUUGCGUGUUUUAAGUAGUUGUCAUCCUCUGCAUGUUUAUGGGCUUGUUGCUUAUGUUUAGAAGGAUUAUAGUUCCAUGGGCUUCAUGACUUUUUUAGCAAUUUUGCAUAAUGAGGGCUAUAACACAACUGCAUUAUUUGAAAUGAAUUAUAUCAAAUUGAUUAUAUGUGUUCUCAUUAGCAGCCAACAGCAGCCAUUAGCAAGAUAUCAUCUUUGAGACCAUGUUUGCAAAGAAACAGCUUAAUCUAAUGCAAGUUACAAGGAUAUAGUUCUUACUCACAUAGUCUUUGCCAAAGUUCAGAUUUAACUGGUUCUUACUACAGAAUAGUAUGAAGGCUGAAUCUCCUUUAUUUUAAUGUUGAAGGAAUUACAGAUCCAUUUUAAAAAAUUGAGCCAUUCCUUCCAACAAAAAUGUACUACGGGUAACAUUCUUUUAGAGGUUCACUAUUACUGUAGUGUCUAUAUUUACAUGUUUUCAUUAGGUUUCUAAAAAUAAAGUCUAUUCAUCUUUUGUUGGAAUAUUCUACAUCUUAGUCUUGAGAACUGUUGAAAACAUGGAUGAUUCUUAUUAUGCAAGACUACGUGAAACCAGCAAUAUUUUCAGCUUGGAAAAAGGAUCACAGUUCCAGGAAGUCUGUACAAUUUUGUGAAAUAACUUCAUCUCCCUUUGUAAUCAGCAUACUUCCCGGCACAAAAAAGGAAGUCUGAAAGAAGUUAUACCAGCUCUUGUUUUGGGAUCUCUUACCUUAAACCAUCCAAAUUGUGGUAGAUGGAAAAUGAACUAAAAAGAGUCCCACCUUGAUGUAAUGUGUAGUAGGCUAAACGAUAUUCAAUUGUGUUUCCACUGUCUUGGGGGCGGGAGACAAGUACAGUAAUCUGUAUAAAAAGAAUAGAUCAGGUAGGCAAAAUGCAUAGUUUUGUUUCAAUUUUUAGUUGUCCAUUAAUAAAAACAAUUAACCUACAUUAAAUUAAGACAAUUGAAUGCCUCGACCCUAAUUUUCACUUAAUUGGGGUAGAAGGUUUUCAUCUGUGUCAUCAAGAUGGCCUUUCUGUUUAAAUUGUCACCCAUAAUUGUGUAUGUGGACCAUCUGUCAUUGAUGAUAUUUGGAUGAUUUUCUGUUAUUUCCAUUUUUAAAUGGCUAAUCCAUGACUUUUUUCAUUUCUUAACAGUAAUUUCAUCCUUUAUUAAAAAAAUACUUCCCACCUCCCUAUUUUGUGUUGGUCGAGAUUUUUCUCAGAGCAAAUAUCGUUAAGAGAGGGAUAGAUUCAUAUAAGACCAUUUCUCUUGUUAUUCAAGUUCUUGGCAGAUUAUUAAAAGGAACUUUGAACUCUAUGUUUCUAUUAAAUUGCAUUGUAGUUGGCAUUUCCUAUCUAUAUUUUUCAAUUGCACUACUGGAAAAUUUGAUGAAUUUUGGGUUUUGUUACUGUUAUCACUUUCAUUAGCAUUUGUACAAAUUGAUGCCAAAGUCAGAUAUUUUAAUUUUAAUCAUAAAGUCUGAUUAUAAAACACCUUUUAAGAAAUAUCAGUGAGACCUAUUUGGUCAACAAACUAAAACUUCCAAACCUAAUGAUAGAUAAUUUAUUAGAGAAAACAUGUGCGCUUUUCACUUUUCUUUUAUCCUAAUAACUUAUCUUUUAAAGCUAUUUUAAAAUGUACAACUUAUAAGAGAGCAAUUUAUUUUGCAUAUGAUUUAAUUAAUUUACCUACCCCGCUAUUUGCCAGUAGUGCUCUGUAUUGAAAAGAAUUUAACUGGAAUUAUGAACACGUUUAUGAAGAGAUACUAAUGAAGUUUUCUAUUUAGGUGACUGCUUCUGGAUUUAAGCUUCUUAAAAUGAAUUUCUGUUAAGUCUUUGCAUUCUUUAAUAUCUAAAUUUUUUGUUUUGGUUGUUAUAGUCUCAGGGAUUAUAGGUUACUUACUUGCCUGCUAACUAAGAAAAUAUUCAGGCACAACUGUCUUUUUCAAAUGAAAACAAUUUGUGUAAAAGCUUAAUCAGAAAAGCAUUAGAGUUUCUUUAUACAACCUUGGACAGAUUCUUCCAAUUUUAGAAAAUAGAUUUCAAAAUUUCAUUAUCUUGAAAUGUUUUAGAGAUUUAACUUUACUAACCAACAUACUACCCAAACAAGAUCGAUAGAUUGCAGUUUUGACAGUCAUGUAAAACACAUCCAUUCAUCACACUUUUGUAAUACAUCCUUAGAAAAGCAAUAGCUGAACACUAGACUUCUAUGAGACCUUACUGAGUCUCAUGUUUUGAGAGAUUAGGGUCUGCACUGGUGCAUAGUGAAAGUGAGAGAACUCCCUCCACCAAUGGAGGUAUCACUUUCUCUGAAAUUUGUUACUUUUAGAGAGAAUAUGUGACAUGUCCAAUGUCACAUCGCCAGUGUGUGUAUGUCUAUGUAUAAAUAUGGUGGGACACAGCCAUGUCCUAUCUUGUGAUUCUGAAUAAGUUGGUGGAAAGUAAGUAGACUUAGAGCUUAAGUUAUAAUACAUUCAUGAAAUCAAGAUCAUUGUUAAGAUAGAAUUCUUGGCUAAGCUAAGCUAGUCAGAUGACUAAAAUGAAUGGCGUUACCUCUGAUGACUAGAAGUAGCGUAAUUUAGGCUGUGUAUUAUUCAGCUUCAAAUUUUCUCACUAGUUAUCAAUUAAUAUAUCUUUUAGCUUCUCCCUUCUCCCUCCACAUUUCUAUUCAGUUCCCAUUGCAUGUAAUUCACUAUAUUUUAAAAUGUGUGAAUUGUUUUCUCUUUAUAGUUUAGUACUUCAAAGUAACUCAUCUCAUACAAAUCCAAACUACCAUCCGGUCUUUUAAUCUUGUUAUUUGAAAUGCUUUGUCAUUGUCUUCCAUUGUGUAUGCCAGUUUUGUGAUGAAUUACACCUGAGUUGGACAUUUUCUUUUUUUUUUUAUUUACCUCUAUAUACAGGCUGGCUUAGCAGGAGCUCCAGCCCGUGCAGUAUCCGCUGUAAAGAAUAUGAAUCUUCCUGAGAUCCCAAGAAAUAUUAACAUUGGUGACAUCAGUAUAAAAGUGCCAAACCUGCCCUCUUUUAAAUAAAAAGGCUACUCCCAGGUAAAAUCCAGGAGGGAAACAGUCAUCUAGGUUUACCAUGCCAUUGUUUACCAAAAAAAGAUGAAGAGUCUUAACUUUUGCUGUUGGAUUGAUUUAAGAAAAGGUAUUGUAAAGAAUUGUGUAAAAAUCAGUAUAUUAUGAUGAAUGUUGCAUUUGCCUUGCUUAGUGAUUUUGAAGGAAAUGGGUAGUCCCUGUGUGAUUUUUUUCCCCCUAAAUUACAUUCCUAUGCCCUCCUAAGGCGUGUCAUCUUGGUUGCUACAGUAUUUUGAAAAUGUAUUUAAGGUAUUCCUUUAUUAUGUACAACCCAAAGUAUUGGGGCAUUUUGUAUAUUUCAUGGAAUUCUAUGAAUAAGCAUUCCUUAACUCUUCCUGCCAUUUGUUAUGAUUAUUUAAAAAUUAUGUAUGUGUUGCAUGAAAAAAUAUUCUGUUUUCUUUUUUAAGAAAAAAAUAAACUCCAAAUGAACUGGA